UCAAAUACAGCUUAAGAGACGAGUGUUGCUGUUACUGUUGCUUUGGUUUUUUAUAAACUUGUCACUGCUUAUUUCGAUUCGAUCUGACUUUAGCUAUAAGGUGUUGCUGUUGCUGUUGCUUUAGUUUUUAUAAACUUGUCGCUGCUUCUUUCGAUUCGAUCUGACUUUGGCUAUAAGGGUUACCAUAUACAAAAUUUUUCAAAUUUCAAAAUCGUUUUAAAGUUAUCAUUUCUUGUGAUACAAUCUUGGUUUGACCAUAAGUUUUGCUUUAUUAGAAACAGCUCCUGCUUAUUAUGGAUAAAUGUACACUUUAUUUAUCUCCUACUACUUUUAUUGAGAUAGAAUUCAGCAAUACAUUUGAAGAGUUUGUUUACAAAUUGCUGGUAUUCCUAAAUAUUUCACCAGAGUUCUAUAAAAAUGAUUUUUCAAAAAAGAUUUUUUUUUGCUAUUUUGAUAAAAAUAUAUGGUACCCAAUGACUGAUGAUAAUACUUUUCAAAAUGCUAAAGCAACUUUAAUUUGCAAGAUCAUGAUUCAAGUUUAUAUUAAUGUUUUGGUUUCUACUGAGCCUAACAAAAGAAGUUUUCCUGCUAAAUUUAUUGCUGAACUUUGUUUUAAACCUCAUUUGGGUAUCAACAAGUCAUUUCUGGAAAUACUUAAUAAUUGCAUAAAGUCACAUGCAACAUCAUCUAAAGCUAAUGAAGAUAGUUUUCAACCUUAUUUGGUUGAUAUUAAUAAUCAACUACACGAGUUAAAAACAGCUAAUAUAUUUGAAUACAAAUGUUUUUGUAUUUUGUUAAGAAAGUCAAAAGGUUACUCUCUUUUUACAAUAGAUAAUGUCGAGCUGAAUUUUACCUGGGCUUCAGGCCUUAAUGAAAAAGAAACAAGGUAUUUUGAUAUUUGGAAUGGUAAAAGCACCUCUGACCAAUUGACCAAAAAUAUUAAAGAAUGUGAAGAAAUCGAUGAUUUUGAAAAAAAAGUUGACGUCACAAUGACAAGCCUAAAUUACUUAAGAAGGUUACUAGAACCAGAAAAUUGUUAUUGCGAGUCAACUAGACGAUUGAUUUUAAACAUAAUUCUUCUGUCAGCUCUACAGUGCAAUGAACCGAUACACUUUUCUGUAAACACUGAAUUCAAACUAAAUGAUGAUAGUCAUAACUUUUUAUGAGUUGGAAAUGGUCCCUUUGAUUAUUUUGUUAUUGGAAAAAAACAAGCGUUUAUUGCAUUAGUUCUUGAUAAGCUAGUUGAAAGUUCAGAUUUGUCCAAUCAAAAUGAGGACAAAAUACUUCCAGCACCUACAGUAAUUGAAGCUAAAACUGAUAUUGAAGUUUGUGAGUUACCAAAAGCGCUUGGCCAAUUAGUAGCCCAAAUGAUAGACACGUUGAACAUCGUCUCAUCUAGAAAAAGAUCUCAUGACACGAUGUUGUGUGGAUCCAGCCUUGCUCUGGAAAUGGUCAAGGGGAUGCUCUCUACAGGACAUCAUAACAUGUUUUUCUCUUUGACUCAAGGAAAUAGUUCUGAAUCAAAACCAGUUUUUAAUUACUAUGGAAAACAUUCCAUAAACAUUUUAAAAAGAAAACCAGGAGGAAACAGUGGAUUAGAACAAUUUGAGGAAAUAAAAAAAUCAGAGAUCGACCAUAUAUUACGUGCAAUAUUUUGCUUUGUAACACAUGAAUAUUAAUUUCAAAUAAAGUUACAUAUAUAUUUUUUUUCAAAAACUUUUUACAAUUUCUUAGAGUAGCCAUAAAUGUUUUUUAUAUUUACUUUAAUUAAAA
Messenger RNA from Hydra vulgaris (swiftwater hydra), 1773 nucleotides. Lineage: Eukaryota; Metazoa; Cnidaria; Hydrozoa; Anthoathecata; Hydridae. The record is from RefSeq and is a predicted model, not a curated record.